Messenger RNA from Argiope bruennichi, 1191 nucleotides. RefSeq names its product chromatin complexes subunit BAP18-like. Gene Ontology annotation, cellular component: MLL1 complex; NURF complex. Lineage: Eukaryota; Metazoa; Arthropoda; Arachnida; Araneae; Araneidae. The record is from RefSeq and is a predicted model, not a curated record. The transcript has 2 exons. The coding region runs from base 151 to 597 and encodes 148 amino acids.
GUGAAUCGAUUCACUACGAAGAAACAGUGUUUACAUUCUGCCAUUAACGAUGUGGUAGAGCUUUGCCGCCAACAUAAGAAAAAAAUUGUUAUUUGUAUUUGUACAGUUUAAUAAUAGAAAGAUAAGUAAGGUCAGAAUUUGAAAAUCACAAUGAGUAAUCCCAAUGCUGAUAAAGUUGGUGAAAUAUUCUUAGCUGGUGGAGCUGCUUUUCACAAGAUGUCUGAGCUCAUAAUGUCUCUUCAUGCUGGAGAUACAACUCCAGCUAGUGGAAAAUGGUCAUUGCAAGAAAUUCAGAUGCUGCAGACAUCAGUGAGAACCUUUAAUAAUGAGCUGAAGAGAAUUCAUAAAUCUAUCAAAGAAAAUAGUAGUCAAGUAGAAUCUCGGGUGAAAGACACAGUGGGUAUUAUUGGGUUGAAAAAGACAUCUACUGGUACUGUUAAAAACAUGUCAGAUGAUAAAAUGAGAAUUUCUACUGGUAUAUCACAAUCUCCACCUAAAUCUCAUUUGACAUUGAAUAUGUUGAAUGCUGUAGAAGCUGAAGUUGAUGUUGAAGGUUUGUCAAAUAAACUGGACUAUGACAGUGCAGAUGCUUCUUGAUUUCCUUUGUAAUGUUGUACUCAUUAACAGAGCUUACAUCAAUAUCCCUUGUCAUACAUCAGAUAGUGGAAAAGAAAAUGAACUGAAGAACAAUUGUAAAUGUCAUGAAACAUCAUUUAUAAUAUAUAGUAAUUAUUUUUAAUUUAGCAAUUUUCUGAGAAAAAUGUUUUUUGUUCUUAUCAAAUCAUGUAUUAUGUUUCAUAUUCAUAUUAUAAAAUUUUGCCUAUAUAUGUUUUAAUUACUAGGCUAUAUUGUAGCAUAUAUACACUGCUUUUUUAAAUUAUUAAUAUAUAUUCUAUUAUUACUAUAAAAUUAUUGUAGUUGAUGGACAUGUAGUUGAAAACUUUUACUUAAAAAUGUUAAAUUUCUGCGUGUUUUUUUUAUAGUGAGAAUGGAUCUUGAAAAUUUGUGAAAAAAAAUUUAACUAUGCAAAAUUUUGUUUUGUGAAACAAUGGUUAAUAGUCAAUUUCAGAAAAUAAACUAUUAAAAUAUUGUUUUAUAAUAUACAUUAUUAAAAAAAAAUAAUAUAUUUGAAAAGUUGUUCUGAGCAUCACCACUGUUCAUUUUAAUUGACUUUAAUGAAUAUCAAAAAUA